CCGAGCGCUGUGCCCGGUCCUGCCGUCUGCAGCCCGGCCCACCCGGUGUUUGGACAUGGAAGGGGCCGCUGCGCCCGCGGCCGGGGACGGCCCGGACUUGGGGCCGGGGGCUCCGUGCUCUCCCCCGGAGGCGGGGGCGGGAGCGACUGCAGCCUCCGCGGUGGCGGGGGCGGCCACGGAGCCCAGGAAGCCGCACGGGGUGAAGCGGCAUCACCAUAAACACAACUUGAAGCACCGCUACGAGCUGCAGGAGACCCUGGGCAAAGGCACCUACGGCAAAGUCAAGAGAGCCACCGAGAGGUUUUCAGGCCGAGUGGUUGCUAUAAAAUCCAUUCGUAAGGACAAAAUUAAGGAUGAACAAGACAUGGUUCACAUCAGACGAGAGAUUGAGAUCAUGUCAUCCCUCAGCCAUCCUCAUAUCAUCAGUAUUUAUGAAGUAUUCGAGAACAAAGAUAAGAUUGUGAUCAUCAUGGAGUAUGCAAGCAAAGGGGAGCUGUACGAUUACAUCAGCGAGCGGAGACGCCUCAGCGAGCGGGAGACCAGGCACUUCUUCCGGCAGAUCGUCUCCGCUGUGCAUUAUUGUCACAAGAACGGUGUGGUCCACCGGGACUUGAAGCUGGAAAAUAUACUGCUCGAUGACAGCUGUAAUAUUAAGAUUGCUGACUUUGGGCUUUCCAACCUGUACCAGAAGGACAAGUUCUUGCAGACGUUUUGUGGGAGUCCACUCUAUGCUUCUCCUGAGAUUGUCAAUGGGAGACCUUACCGUGGGCCAGAGGUGGACAGCUGGGCCCUGGGCGUGUUGCUUUACACUCUCGUUUACGGAACAAUGCCCUUCGAUGGUUUCGAUCACAAAAACCUCAUUCGGCAGAUCAGCAGCGGAGAGUACCGGGAGCCCACCCAGCCCUCAGAUGCUCGAGGACUCAUUCGGUGGAUGCUAAUGGUGAACCCUGACCGCCGGGCCACCAUUGAGGACAUUGCCAACCACUGGUGGGUGAAUUGGGGCUAUAAGAGCAGCGUCUGUGACUGCGAUACCCUCCACGACUCCGAGUCCCCGCUUCUGGCUCGGAUCAUUGACUGGCACCACCGUUCGACUGGACUACAGGCUGAGGCCGAAGCCAAAAUGAAAGGCCUGGCCAAACCCGGGGCCUCGGAGGUCAUGCUGGAGCGGCAGCGAUCCCUGAAGAAGUCCAAGAAAGAGAACGACUUUGCCCAGUCUGGCCAGGACUCGGUGCCCGAAAGCCCAUCCAAGGUGAGUUCCAAGAGGCCCAAGGGGAUCCUGAAGAAGAGAAGCAACAGUGAGCAUCGCUCACACAGUACCGGCUUCAUCGAAGGCGUCGCUGCGUCCACCUUACCCUCUGCUUUCAAGAUGGAGCAGGACUUGUGUCGGACUGGCCUGCCCCUCCCAAGCUCCCCCGAGGCAGACGUGCCUGGGAAUCUCAGCCCCAAACAGUCGGCCACCAUGCCCAAGAAAGGCAUCUUGAAAAAGACUCAGCAGAGAGAAUCCGGUUACUACUCGUCCCCAGAGCGCAGCGAGUCUUCGGAGCUAUUGGACAGUAACGAUGUGAUGGGUAGCGGCCUCCCUUCCCCCAGCCCCCCGGACCCAGCCAGGGUGACUUCCCACAGCCUCUCCUGCCGAAGGAAGGGCAUCUUGAAACACAGCAGCAAGUACUCAGCGGGUGCCAUGGACCCGGCUCUCGCCAGCCCUGAAAUGCCCACACUGGAAUCCUUGUCCGAGCCCGGUGUCUCCGCCGAUGGCCUCUCCCGGAGCUACAGCCGUCCUUCCAGCGUUAUCAGUGAUGACAGCAUCCUGUCCAGCGAUUCUUUCGACUUGCUGGAUUUGCAGGAGAAUCGCCCUGCUCGCCAGCGCAUCCGCAGCUGUGUCUCUGCUGAAAACUUCCUCCAGAUCCAGGACUUUGAGGGGCUCCAGAACCGGCCCCGGCCCCAGUACCUGAAGCGAUAUCGGAAUCGGCUGGCAGACAGCAGCUUCUCCCUUCUCGCGGACAUGGAUGAUGUGACUCAGGUCUAUAAGCAAGCGCUAGAGAUCUGUAGCAAGCUCAACUAGCGUGCCAGGGUGCAGGGGCGGGUGGGGGGUGCGAGGGAGGAAGGGGAGCAAGAUUUGGGCUCAUGGGCUGCUUACCUCUUUGCUGGCCAUAAUAGCCUGAAAAAGCAGUGGCACCAUCUCGAGUGCAGCCUUGAGCCACCACCUAAAAGGGAGAAGUGGGAUCUCUGCCAGUCCCACCAACUGCCAGUCAGAAUUUGGGUCCUACUUGGCAUUUGCCUUAUGGCACCUCCAAGAGGACCAACUGUCUGGGGAAGGUGGUGUUGACUUGGUGGUGAGGAAGCAGAUGCAGAGAGAGAGCAUUUCCCUAGACAUCAU
This is a messenger RNA of Otolemur garnettii (small-eared galago), 2377 nucleotides long. It is a transcript of the gene NUAK1, whose product is annotated as NUAK family kinase 1. Gene Ontology annotation, cellular component: cytoplasm. The transcript is spliced from 7 exons. Lineage: Eukaryota; Metazoa; Chordata; Mammalia; Primates; Galagidae. The record is from RefSeq and is a predicted model, not a curated record. The coding region runs from base 56 to 2062 and encodes 668 amino acids. Gene Ontology annotation, molecular function: tau-protein kinase activity; protein serine/threonine kinase activity; ATP binding. Gene Ontology annotation, biological process: intracellular signal transduction; microtubule cytoskeleton organization; protein phosphorylation.